AUGUCACCCCUGGACGGCUACAGCUUUGCAGAAUGGCCAAACCUUUCGGGAGACCGCUCUCCUGCAAAAAAUACAUACACUACCUCUCAACCCGUCUCACACUCAGAGGAUGGAAUCUCCAAGAAUGAAACUACCAAUACUUCAGUAAUUCUCCUCGCGAUUGCCCGUGUCAUCGGCGUGUAUUGUGGCAUUUCCGAUGUCCUUAUUGCCGUGAAGAUGGGCCACCAUGGAAAUAUCAGCCUUGUUAGAAUAAUGUGGAAUGAAGACGAUACAUGGGCGGCUGCAAAAGUCAAAGUUGAUCAUGCUGUACAUAAUGGAUUGAACGAGCCGUUAUCGUUAAGUAACGCUCGGAGGCACCUUUCGUUGGACGAUAAUCAGUGCCCUUAUGUCGUGCUAUGCACAUUUGACCAAUCCUUCAGAACACCAGAUGUCCAGGACACCCCUAUAUUUUCUUACACUAGCCAAGACUCUAUCAUACACCUAUCGGCCUCCAAUGCGACCAUGCACCCGACAGUAGCAACUCAAGUCCUUUUGCAGGUCGUCGGUUUCAUUCGACAAGGUUCAGAAUCUCCGUUAUUAUCUUUAGCUUCGACACCGUCAUUCACUUCCGAUUUAAUGUCCAUUUUCGAACGAGGCUCGGUUGAAGAUGUUACCCUAUCGUACUCCCACAUCUCCGCUGUCUCUUUCGCACCGGAUUUUCUUGCGCAAAGGGCCAUAGACAUGCCUUUGGCGAUAGCCGUAUGUUGGUACCCGGAGCUCUCUCUAGACUCCUCGGAAUUUGCGUAUGAAAACAUGUCGUAUAUCGAGUUUCAUAGAAAGUCAAAUCAGGUGGCUCGGUGGUUAUUACGUUUAGGCCUUCAACCAGAAGAUCGCAUCGCGGUAUGUUUGGAUAGAAACCUUCACUUCCAUACGUCCAUGAUGGGCAUCAUGAGAGCAGGUGGAUGCUACGUUCCGAUUGAUCCAGAACUCCCUCUUGAGCGUAAACUCUAUAUCGCAAAAGAUGCCAAUGCUACCUUUGUUUUGACUUCAUCUGAAAUCGCAUCUCCUGACGUUUUCGGCACUCGUACUAUCUAUAUAGAAGACGACGUAUCUCAAUCUCAAAUUCUGCAAGAAAGCGAUGAAGAUCUGAAUUGCAUGAAAUCAGAUGGCCUUGCAUACCUUCUAUACACUUCAGGAACCACUGGGAAUCCUAAGGGCUGUUUGCUCACCCAUCAUGGUCUAGCGCAGGCUAUAUUAGCCCUUAGUAGCACUGCUGCUGACGUUCGUAUGAAAAACAUACAUAAUGGACGUUAUCUUGCCGUUGCCUCGAUUGCCUUUGAUGUUCAUCUAGGAGAAACUAUUGUUCCCCUGGCAUUGGGUAUGCCUCUGUUGAGUGCUCGCCGGACUCAGCUUCUCGAAAAUUUGCCUUGUUAUGUUAAAAAACUUGGCAUCACUCACCUGGGCAUCGUUCCCAGCUUAAUCGAGGCGACAUUGAAUGCUUCACAAAGUGGGACUGAUGGAUCAGAAACUGUCUUGAGGUACAUUGCCAGUGGUGGAGAGAAAAUGAGCGAUUCGAUCCUCGAUAAAUGGGCAGACCAUCCCUAUGUCCGCCUCGCCAACUUUUAUGGUCCGAGCGAAGUCACUAUUGGAUGUUGUGCUCGAUAUAUGACUUCAAGAACACCGAAGGCCAACAUUGGACGACCAUUUGCUAAUGUAUCAGGUUAUGUUGUCGAUCCUAAUAUGAACAUCCUUCUCAGAGGCGGCGUUGGGGAACUUGUUGUUGAGGGCCCAUUGGUCGGACGCGGAUACCAUGGCAGACCAGAUAUCACUGGUAAAGUUUUUCUUGAAUGGCCACGGAAGGGGUGUUGGGCCUAUAGAACCGGUGAUUUAGUCCGGAUGAUGCCCGACAGCACAAUUGAAAUUCUUGGAAGGAUUGACACACAGAUCAAAUUACGAGGUGUUCGCAUUGAAUCCGAAGGAAUCUCCGCCAUCGUUCGCAAAGCUAUUCUUCCCACAGACACAAUAGCCCUCGAUGCUACAACAGUCCUCGCCAAGCAUCCUGCCAUCAACGUGGACCAGCUGGUCUCAUUCUUCACAUGGGAUAACACCGUAACAAUCUCGACUCGUAAAUCCCAAAAGCCGAGCCUCUGUGACCCUCCUCCAGAUUUCAUCAAGAAAAUAAAAGCCAAGUGCGAAAUUGAGCUCCCUAGCUAUAUGCGCCCUAGUCAUUUCAUUCCUCUUAAUUGGCUUCCUCUGAGCUCCAAUGGCAAAACCGAUGCAAAAGUACUCAUAGAACUCUUCAAAAAACUUGGUGUUGAAGAAAUUGCCAGACUUUCUGCCAUACAAGAAGUCCAAGAAGCGCGCUCAUGCACGGAUAUGGAGAUCAAGGUAUUCGAAGUUCUCCAGAACCAUGUCGCCAUGAAAUUCGACAACCCUCACCCUGGCAUCAAUAUUUUCGAAAGUGGCUUAGAUUCCAUGGGCGUAAUUCGAUUCACAAGCGAGCUAAUGGACGUUUUCAAAGUAAAGGUAGCCGCUGCAAAUGUUAUGAAGGCACCUUCUAUCAGAGACAUAGCAUCAUACAUUACUACUGCCGUCGAUGCUGACAGACCACGACGCGACAUAAUAUUUAACAUCCCUGCUAUCGAUGAAAUCUACUCGACUUAUAUCGCAGAAAGCAUUGAAAAUGUCUUGCCUCCUUUUACUAUCCAAGAAGGCGUGCUCUCAAGAUCGGCUGACCAGAAUACCCUAUACGUUCAGCACGUUAUCAUUUCUUGCAAACCUGCUGUCUCCAUACCUCUGCUUCAACGUGCAUGGAAAACCGUCGUAGAUCGAAAUCAAAUUCUUCGGACCAUAUUCCACUUUGGCCGGACCUUGAGCCAAGUCGUUCUUAAUCCACAGUCUUGCAGCUUGAACUGGUCGCAGAAAGAACUUUUUAUGCUCGCUCAAAAUACAAGUUUUUCUCAGUAUUUCAUGGCGCAGGAAGCCUCAUUAAUAGCAAAGCAAGUCAACGAAACGAUAUCUACAGUCUCUCCGUAUCGGCUUUCUGCAUACCAGGCAAACGACAGAAUUUAUCUCGUUUUAUCAAUUCAUCAUGCACUAUUUGAUGGUAUAUCACUUCCUAUGCUUUUUGAACAGGUGGAAAGAUCGUAUUUGGGUCUUGAAUUGUCGCCUACAGCUACGAUAUCGGAUCUUCUGCAGCAAAUAACUGCAGUAGACUAUGACAUGGCCCGGGCAUUCUGGAAAAACUAUUUCACUGAUUAUGUUUGGCCCCUGAGUAUGUUGUAUCCGAAAGGUGUCUACACCACUCAGCAGCUCACCUUGCCAUUGAAAUCGCCGCUAUCAUUGAUCAAGAAACUCGCCGCAUCGCAGCGUGUCACCAUGCAGGCUCUUUUUACUUGUGCUUUUGGACAUCUUCUCGCUCGCAAAGUGUAUAAACAGAAGGAUGUCGUCUUCGGAGUACUACGAUCUGGCCGCUUGCUGCCGGUUGACUAUAUUGAGAAGACAGUCUGUCCCUUGGUUUCUAUCCUCCCAGUCAGAGUGGACUUUGGCGGGAAACAUAUGUUACUGCAGGCAAUUCAAGAUGACAUCAGUUCGACGAUCGAAUACGAACACAUACCACUGGGAAAGAUACAGGGAUGGAUUCGCCCAAAUGUUGCCCUUUUUGAGGCGUUGUUUUCCGUAUCUGUCAAUGAGUCACCACAAAGUGAGCUCUGGGAUGUGAUUGAAAGCGAGCCACCUGAAGCCGAUUAUCCCCUUGCUGUGGAGAUUGUGAUCGAACCAUCUACAGAUUCUGUUACACUAAAGGCUCGUUGGAUGGAUGAAGGUCUCCCUGACUCUCCCAACACCUGGCUGUGCGAUUUCGAGAAUGUCGUUAAGUCGUUGGCAGAUAAUCCAUCUCCCUACCUUUUUCACUCGCUCCAGCACCUUCCGCGGUCCUCUCAGAAUCCAAGGAAUGAACAGGAAAAUGAAUGUCCGACAAUCGAUCACUCCUGCCUUGAUGCUGCGUUGAUACGUGGUCUUCGUACAAUUAUAUCUGAUUUCAUGGGUUUCAAUCCACUCAUUCUAACGCCCACGAUAUCUCUAAUUUCAAUGGGCUUGGAUUCUAUCAAGUCUGUUGGCCUGGCAAAAUUCUUGACGAAGCACGGUUUUCCUAUGACCUCCACAGACAUCUUACGGAACGCCACUCUAAAUGAAUUGGCCAGUUGCAUCGAAAAUAAACGAGUACUCAAAGAUGACCUCCCCGCUAUUACUAUGCCCGAUAUAAGCCAAACGGUUCUCUCCGAAGCCAAUUUCAACGACAUAAAGCUGAGCAAGGAAGACGUUGAAUUUUUCCCCACCACUGCUCUUCAAGCCGGAAUGCUGUCGCAAACAGUGAAUUCAAAUGGCCAAUUAUAUAUUCAUUCUUUCCCAUUACGCAUUACUGGUCCAGUAGAUGCUAAGAAAAUGCGCAACGCAUGGGAAAAGGCCGUCGAGACCUUCGCAAUUUUACGAACUUCCUUCCACUUUUCAACUGAAUCCGGCGUGUGGAUACAAGCGGUUCAUUCAUCGUCUCUUCUUGACUGGGAAACAAUAUCUGUGGCAUCGACUCAAGACUAUCAACGCGAACUAAAAUCAUUCUUGUCCUCCAUAGACCUUGGAGACGAGACUUGUUUCACUCGACCUCCAUUCUGGGUUCGAUUUUUCGAAAUCAAGAGCUCUGCAAGCCAGCCUCUCUCGUUUUUGGUGCUAGUAUUACACCACUCUUUGUACGACGGAAUCUCCAUAGGAAAGCUAGUGCAGGCUGUGGAGCAUCUAUAUUCCAAUAUUUCGAUUCCACCCGUCGUUCAGUUCCACGAACUUUUACCUCAAUUCCUUCAUCACGAACAAGAGGGGACAUCAUUCUGGGUUGAUAGAGUUCGACUAUAUAAACCGAAACCCUUGCGUCAACUGCAUCCUUCGUCAUCUGCAAAUACAUCUGCAACUGUAGAAAAGAUCAUAGAGUUAGACUCUUCUCGGGUCACUGAAGUUCUAAGACAGGCAUGCGUAACUAUACAAUGUCUCUGCCAGGCAGCGUGGGCUAAAGUGUUAAGUAAAUAUACCAAGUCUUCUGAUAUUGUCUUCGGGCACACUAUCUCGGGUAGGAGCAUUCCUGGAGCAGAGGAUGUCAUUGGGCCAGUCUUGAACACUAUCCCAUGUUGCAUUCGAAUCGAAGGGAAAGCUCGAAAUAUUGAACUACUAAAAUCGAUACACCAAUCAAACCUCGAUGCUCUCCAAUGGCAGCAAGCCUCUGCUCGAGCCAUUCAGAAAGUACUAGGAGUUGAGAAUCUUUGGGAUUCUCUCUUUUUGUUCCAACAAGCCGCCAGCUACUCUGGCAGUAAUUCGAAGAUUUCCUGGGCGUUCGACGAAGAGAUAAUUGUCGAUGAAGCCAAAUACCCUCUUAAUGUGGAGAUCAUCCGCAGGGAUUCUGAUAUUAUUAUCAGAUGCGCAUCACAUCCUUCGUUUAUCAAUCAAACGAAUAUUAAUUUAUUGGUGGACGAUUUCCGAACAUUCCUCUUAGAUAUCUUGAACAAUCUUCAUGCAUCCGCAUUGGAGGGUAUCAUCCUUACAGAAGACGCAUCCUCUAACCAGAUCAAAUCAAAGGAUGGCUUCGAUAAACAAAAUUUUGACCAGGAUUGUGGCCCUGACUCCAUGCCCUCGUCUACACCGCCAAUUGCAUUCGCAUAUAAACCCAUUCUUAUGGGUAUAACCAAUGCCCCGUCGUCCUUGAUACAGCCAGAAACACCUCUUUCUACUCUCGGAGUCGAUUCUAUCAUGGCCAUUCAGAUAGUGGGAAAGUUCAGGCAGAAUGGGAUGAAGAUCGUUGCCAGUGAUGUGAUCGCCAGUAAAACGAUUGGUGAAAUGCUUGCCAAAGCAUCUCCGCUGAAACCCACCUCAGUUGACGCAAAAACGUUUGUCAAUAUGGCUAUCUCUGAUAAAGAAAGGGCUGUUAUUCUUUCUCAAAUCGGAGACCUGUCGCAGAAUAUCGAAAACAUCACCGUCGUGUCCUCAGGAAUGAAAUGGCUCAUCGGAGCUUGGCAGAAAAGCCUAAGAACGAGAUACCAGCAUGUUUUUCCCUUCCAACUCCCGAAAAAUCUGGAUAUAGCCAAAAUGAGAGAAUCUUGGUCCUCUCUCCUUCAGCGGCAUCCGAUAUUAAGGUCAACGUUCACAUUCGCCAAAGGAUACCAAGAACCUCGUUUGGUGACGUUUAAAUCUUUUGGUGGAUCAUGGUCUGAAGAAUAUGUCCCCGAUGAGGUAUUCUUCCGGUCUAUCAUAUCCAGGAUGAAAGAUAUGGUAUCAAAUCCACCAUCUCUGGCAUUACCACCAUCCCGUGCCCUUCUUUUCCAUUCCACUCAACAUUAUUACCUCAUUCUACAUCUGCACCAUUUCCAAUACGAUGCAUGGAGUCUACAAUUGUUACUUCAUGAUUUGUCACGUUUGUAUCGCGAUUUAGAGCCAACAACUUCAAGUAAUCUGCAAGGAUUUUUGGAAUUUUAUUCCAUUAAAGCAGAUCAAUCAAAAGAACAGCGGAAAUAUUGGAGAAGCCAUUUCCCAUCCCAAUUCCAACCGACACUUUUCCCCGCUCUCAAUCCCAAAGCCAGACAAUGCUACUCUAAAGAAAGGCUCAUCAGAACUAACCAGGAGUGUAUAACGAACGUUAAGAAAUGCGAAGAACGUGCACGUAUCUUAGGUCUUUCUUUACAGUCUGUCUUCCUAGCUUGCUGGGCAUCCAUGCAAGCAAGUAUAUCUUCGUCUUCGUCAUCGACCUUCGGCGUGUGGCACUCCGGAAGAACUGGUACUCUCGACGACAUUGCCAACCUUGCCGUUCCCUGUAUGAAUGUAUUACCCCUUCAUGUCCCACAUGUCGACCAAAGCAGCGUCCUACAAAUUGCGAGAUGGAUAUCGUCGCAUCUCCCUACACGAACAUCAGUCAUCGAACAAAGUGACUUAGUCCAUUUGAAUGAAUUGGUUGGGCUUAAGAACAAGCCCAUCUGUAAUGUUUUCGUCAACAUCGUUAAAGUGGCCCCAGACACCGAUGCUCAAGAUCCUAUCAUCGAACCAGUCUAUGCACCUUACUUUGUACCAGAAACAGUUACUAUGGAAGACGACAUCUAUGGUAUUGAAUGGGACAUUACCAAACUCAUGAACGAUGAUAUCAUGGUUGAUAUUUCCACCUUGACGCGCAUGGACUCUGUCAUGAUGUCGAUAGAUGCUGCACCUCACAUGAUGGAUGCUACACAGGCGGAUGCUUUGAUGCGCCGCUGGGCAAAUAGUGUAGAAGGGUGUCUUGGUAUUUUGUAA
This is a messenger RNA of Psilocybe cubensis, 7296 nucleotides long. RefSeq lists its product as uncharacterized. Gene Ontology annotation, biological process: secondary metabolite biosynthetic process; amino acid activation for nonribosomal peptide biosynthetic process. Gene Ontology annotation, molecular function: phosphopantetheine binding; catalytic activity. Gene Ontology annotation, cellular component: cytoplasm. The coding region runs from base 1 to 7296 and encodes 2431 amino acids. The record is from RefSeq and is a predicted model, not a curated record. NCBI's taxonomy places the organism in Eukaryota, Fungi, Basidiomycota, Agaricomycetes, Agaricales, Agrocybaceae. The transcript has 14 exons.